Messenger RNA from Trichomonas vaginalis G3, 639 nucleotides. Its product is annotated as bacterial protein of unknown function. The transcript has a single exon. Lineage: Eukaryota; Parabasalia; Trichomonadida; Trichomonadidae. The record is from RefSeq and is a predicted model, not a curated record. Bases 1 to 639 code for a protein of 212 amino acids.
AUGAAAAUACUUUUAUUAAAUGAUUUUAAAAUUAGAAAAAAAUUUAUUAUCGUCUAUCUUAUAUUUAUUGCAAUGAUUUUUGUCAUUAAGAGCCUAGGAUUUUUUACAAAAGAAUUUAGCUUCUUCGCUGAAAAACCCUUUGCCCUACUUUUUCUAGUAGCUAUCCUUAUACACUAUGUCUUAUACCUAAUAUCUAGUGAAGGUAUGAUAAUUGACAAGAGCAAGCCCUACUUUCUGACUCUUGGUGCAUCAAGAUCUGACAUAAUAAAUGUAAAGUUCCUGAAGGUAGUAAGUAUAUUUAUAAUAGAUGGACUUUUAAUGACCUACAUCUUGCAAAAUGUUGAAUUAAACGGUUAUGAAUUUAAGGUUGGACUUUUCAUUACAAUUUAUGUGAUGGCAUAUUAUCUUAUAAGUAUCCCCAUCUAUCUUUACUUUGGACAAACUAGUGGUGUGGGAACAAUCUUUACAUCAUUGCCAGCUUUUCUUCCCCUCUUAGAUAAGCUUGGAAGGAAUCCCGCUGGAUUUUUCGUUGACAUAAUAAAAAGAACAAGUUCUCUUAAAUUGACUUUAUUCUUACUUGCCUUUGUAAUAACAAUUUAUAUAAUCUCUCGUCUACUAGGAGAGAGAAAAGAUUAUUAG